This is a messenger RNA of Chara braunii, 758 nucleotides long. The record is from the annotation of a GenBank genome assembly. Lineage: Eukaryota; Viridiplantae; Streptophyta; Charophyceae; Charales; Characeae.
GGAAGAAGAGACUGGAGGGGGGAACAGGGGUUUAGGGCGGAGGGAGGGGAACAGGUGGUAAGGAAAGGAGAGGGCAGUAUAAUGACGAAGGACCUGAAUCAUGAGAGGGAUGGUCUAAAUGUGGAUUAUGCAGGUGAUGGACGGAGAUCAAUGAAGAGAGAAAGAGCGACGGACAGAGGAAGACCAGGUCCGCUGAGGCCACGUCGAGUGUUGGAGGAGGAGCUCGAAGGGGAUCCCAACGGAGGAGAGAAAGGCGUGGAGAAAAGAGGGAAGAGAGGGGCGAUGGACACAGGGCAAGGAGAAAAGACGAGGAGGAAAAUCGGAUUGGUGUCAAAGAAGCUGCCAAUCAAGAAGAAGGAGGUAGACGAUGUUCUUGGUGGAGAGGACGCAUGGAAGAACGUCGACAAAACAGAUGUGACGUGCCCCAAGUGCACGUAUGGACAAGCUUUCUUCAUGCAAAUUCAGAUCCGAUCAGCCGAUGAGCCGAUGUCGACAUUUUACAAGUGCUGUAACAUGCAGUGUCAAUUCAGAUGGAGAGAAGGAUGACGGAUGAAGUUUGCUGUUUUUCUCCCUACGCUUGUGCUUUUCUCUGUACAUACGCCGGACUCUGCAGAAGAUUAAUGUUUGAGGGCGUCAAAAUUGCCGUUUGUUUGAGAGAGUUACGCAGUGUUGUCAGCUUUCUCAGGUGAAUCAGAUAGAAAUAACUUCAUACAAACAUAUGUGAUAUAUAUCUGAAUGGAUAAAUGUCACUGGUGCUG